AUGGCGGCCUCCACCAUGUCUGUUUGCUCUGACGCUUGCACUACCUCCUCCUGGCAGGUGGAUGACUGCCCAGAGAGCUGCUGUGAGCCCAGCUGCUGUGCCCCCAGCUGCUGCCAACCCAGCUGCUGCCAGCCCAGCUGCUGUGCCCCCAGCUGCUGUGCCCCAGCCUCCUGCCUCACCCUCGUCUGUACCCCAGUGAGCUGUGUGUCCAGCCCCUGCUGCCAAUCUUCCUGCUGCACACCCUCAUGCUGCCAGCAGUCUAGCUGCCAGCCAGAUUGCUGUACCUGCUCCCCCUGCCAGCAGCCCUGCUGUGUGACCCUCUGCUGCAAGCCUGUCUGCUGUACACCCAUCUGCUCUGGACCAUGCUGCCAGCAGUCUAGCUGCCAGUCCUCAUGCUGUCAAUCCCCCUGCUGUGUGCCUGUCUGCUGUACACCCAUCUGCUCUGGGUCAUGCUGCCAGCAGUCUAGCUGCCUGUCCUCAUGCUGCCAGCCCUCCUGCUGUGUGCCUGUGUGCUGCAAGCCUGUGUGCUGCAAGCCCUGCUCCAGCGUGUCCCUGCUGUGCCGCCCUGUGUGCAGACCUGCCUGCUGUGUGCCCACCUCCUCCUGCUGUGCCUCCUCUUGCCAGCCCAGCUGCUGUCGCCCAGCCUCCUGUGUGUCCCUGCUGUGCCGCCCUGCCUGCUCCAGACAGGCCUGCUCUGGCCAGAAGUCCAGCUGCUGAUGGAUCUACCCUGCGGAUCCCU
This is a messenger RNA of Mastomys coucha (southern multimammate mouse), 739 nucleotides long. Its product is annotated as keratin-associated protein 10-1-like. The transcript has a single exon. Gene Ontology annotation, cellular component: keratin filament. NCBI's taxonomy places the organism in Eukaryota, Metazoa, Chordata, Mammalia, Rodentia, Muridae. The coding region runs from base 1 to 717 and encodes 238 amino acids. The record is from RefSeq and is a predicted model, not a curated record.